AUGACGACUGAUUACGAAACAGCAGUCGAGUACCUGAAAAGCUUGUUCCCCAAAGUUGGAACAGAAGAGGCUUGCUGGGCAUUUAUAGAGUCAGCAGGAAAUAUCGAUCGCGCAGCUGAGCUGAUACUGGACGGACAGGGUCCCCGCUCUAUUAUGGACCUGCGACUCUUGAGGCUUGCACAUGGGUCAUUGUCGGGCCGCAAAACGACCGAGACAGUGCGUAAUAAGAGCUCCAAAACCGGUUUGGUCGAAGUAAACACCCAAAAAUGA
This is a messenger RNA of Haemonchus placei, 270 nucleotides long. Lineage: Eukaryota; Metazoa; Nematoda; Chromadorea; Rhabditida; Trichostrongylidae. The record is from the annotation of a GenBank genome assembly.